Molecule: messenger RNA, 1338 nt
Organism: Salarias fasciatus (jewelled blenny)
Lineage: Eukaryota; Metazoa; Chordata; Actinopteri; Blenniiformes; Blenniidae
Gene: pabpn1l
Product: PABPN1 like, cytoplasmic
Exons: 6
Coding region: 214-1005 (263 amino acids)
Biological process (GO): nuclear-transcribed mRNA catabolic process, deadenylation-dependent decay
Cellular component (GO): nucleus
Molecular function (GO): poly(A) binding
Source: RefSeq, a predicted model, not a curated record
GCUGCACGCCUCUCACGUGCGCCGUACUGUCAAUCAGUCUCGCGCGUCACGGUCCUCGUUCACAGGUGAUAUCUAUUAUCUCACCUCGCGCGCGGUCAGGUGUCUGCGGGCCAUCCACCCCCCACCACCACCCCCACCUUUGCUCGAGACGUUUUUGUGUCGCUUUUGGAGAGCUGCGGAGAGCCUUGCAGAUGCGAUGUUUGAGCAGUGAGCAUGGCGGAGAAUUGUCCCGAGUACGGCUACCUGGAGGGCGAGUCCAUCGGGGAGCAUUUCGCCGAGGAUCCGGAGCUGAUGGCCAUCAAGGCCAGGGUUCAGGAGCUGGAGAUGGAGGAAGAGUCUGAAAGGCUGAAGGAGGAGGAGGAGCGGUGUGACGCGGUGGACAUGCAGCUCCUGGCCAGCAGCCCUCAGCCCGGACCUUUCUACAAUAUGACUCCCGAGGAGAGGAUAGAUGCAGACAACAGAUCAGUCUACGUGGGAAAUGUAGACUAUGGAGCGACAGCCGACGAGCUAGAGAUCCAUUUCAAUGGGUGCGGUCCUGUCAACAGAGUCACCAUCCUGUGUGACAGAUUCUCUGGUCACCCCAAAGGCUUUGCUUAUAUUGAGUUUUCAGAUCGAGACUCUGUGCAGAGCGCUAUUGGUUUGCAUGAGACCUUGUUCAGAGGAAGAGUCCUCAAGGUGUUUCCCAAGAGGACCAACAUGCCUGGCAUCAGUACCACAGACAGGGGAGGACUCAGAGGAGGUCACUCCAGAGGCAGAGGUCGCGGUUACGGUCCACCUCGAUACCACAACAGCUCUCGAGGCAGAUUCCGGUACCAGUCAACAAGGCCGCAACAUCAGACACCCCACCCUUACUACGGAGGACCCUCAGUGGCAAAGAGACAGUACGGACACAUGGGCUACCAUGAACAGAUGCCUAAACGUUACCCAUGUCUCCUUCUCAUCACACCACCGUCUGAGGAAUCAGGGGCAGAGUCCAGCGGACAGCAUUACCCUCAACAACGCUAGCACUACCCGCAGCACACAUGCCAUGUGGGUGAUUAGAAGUUAUUUUAAACCAGUGCAUUCAGGCAUUACUGUUAGCCAUUAUUUGAGAAGUACAGAGCUGACUGCCAGCAUCUGUCUUUCAUCUGUAUGAGAAGGGAAUGAAACAAAGAGGUGUUACAAGCUUAAGUUGCUGUGAAUGCAUGGGACAAUCUUGAAAUUGUUAUGCAGCUGCAUCUUUGUUUUUACAGAUUGACAUGACGGUUUUGUGUCAUUGCCUGCAAUGUUAUGUAUAACCCCUCGCCCCCAUGUAUAAGUUCUUUGCUAUAAGUGAAUAAAUAAAACAAUGACCCAGUG